Biomphalaria glabrata is the source of this 611-nucleotide messenger RNA. RefSeq names its product U6 snRNA-associated Sm-like protein LSm5. Bases 145 to 426 code for a protein of 93 amino acids. The transcript has 6 exons. The record is from RefSeq and is a predicted model, not a curated record. Gene Ontology annotation, cellular component: U4/U6 x U5 tri-snRNP complex; U6 snRNP; Lsm1-7-Pat1 complex. NCBI's taxonomy places the organism in Eukaryota, Metazoa, Mollusca, Gastropoda, Planorbidae. Gene Ontology annotation, molecular function: RNA binding. Gene Ontology annotation, biological process: mRNA splicing, via spliceosome.
AAAAACUCUAUUGCAGAAGAACGCUUACAAUAAAUAAAAUCAAAACUCAACUGUAGAAGAACGCUUACAAGUGCCUAGUUUGAAAGAUUAAAAACAUCAAAGUUCAGUUGAUUUUUGAAUAGAGCUUGAUAAAAUUUCUGAAAAAUGACAACGACAGCAGCCUUUGCAAAUCCCACUCAGUUGUUACCUCUAGAGCUUGUGGACAAAUGUAUUGGUUCCAGAAUACAUAUCAUUAUGAAAAAUGAUAAAGAGAUAGUUGGAAUUUUAUUAGGGUUUGAUGACUUUGUCAACAUGGUUCUAGAGGAUGUCACAGAAUUUGAAAGCACACCAGAAGGAAGGCGAGUGACCAAGCUGGACAAGUUAUUACUUAAUGGAAACAAUAUCACAAUGCUUGUUCCUGGUGGUGAAGGCCCAGAAGUAAACUGAUCUUUUCUUUGGUUGACAAGAAAUGUUUUUGUUGAGAAUGGAUGGCUUCAUUGUUUGGGAAUAUUUUGUGUGAUUUUAAACUGUAAAUAUGUGUAUUGUUUUGUAUGAUUGGUUACAUUUGAAUGGUCAUUUUUUGGUUUACAAUUUUUUUAUAUCAGAAAAAUAAAACUUUCUCCAUGCUGACA